Vitis riparia (riverbank grape) is the source of this 2170-nucleotide messenger RNA. RefSeq names its product pentatricopeptide repeat-containing protein At1g04840-like. Gene Ontology annotation, molecular function: RNA binding; protein binding; zinc ion binding. The record is from RefSeq and is a predicted model, not a curated record. Bases 1 to 2034 code for a protein of 677 amino acids. NCBI's taxonomy places the organism in Eukaryota, Viridiplantae, Streptophyta, Magnoliopsida, Vitales, Vitaceae. Gene Ontology annotation, biological process: RNA modification. The transcript has 2 exons.
AUGUCAAAAUCACAAGGACUAAAAGCUCUCAACGCUCUGUUCAAACCAACCUCCCCUCCCGCCAAAACAACCACCGUCACCACCGCCACAAGGGCUCAUGGACCCUCUCGCUCCCCGGAAACCCACUUCAUUCCCCUCAUACACGCCUCCAACACCCUUCCUCAACUCCACCAAAUCCACGCCCAAAUCUUCCUCCAUAAUCUCUUCUCCAAUAGCCGGGUGGUUACUCAGCUCAUUUCCUCCUCUUGUUCGCUCAAAUCCCUCGAUUACGCCCUUUCCAUCUUUCGUUGUUUUGAUCACCCCAACUUGUUUGUUUUCAACGCUUUGAUUCGUGGGCUUGCUGAGAAUUCUCGAUUUGAGGGCUCUGUUUCGCAUUUUGUGCUAAUGUUGAGGUUGAGUAUUCGACCUGAUCGAUUAACUCUGCCGUUUGUGCUCAAAUCUGUGGCGGCUUUGGUUGAUGUAGGGCUUGGGAGAUGUCUUCAUGGUGGAGUCAUGAAGCUUGGGCUUGAGUUCGAUUCUUUUGUUCGGGUCUCGUUGGUUGAUAUGUAUGUUAAAAUUGGGGAGUUGGGUUUUGGUUUGCAGCUGUUUGAUGAAAGUCCUCAGAGAAAUAAAGCAGAGAGUAUUCUGCUGUGGAAUGUUUUGAUUAAUGGGUGUUGUAAAGUGGGGGAUUUGAGUAAGGCUGCUUCGCUUUUUGAGGCAAUGCCGGAGAGAAAUGCGGGUUCUUGGAAUAGUUUGAUUAAUGGGUUUGUCAGAAAUGGAGAUUUGGACCGAGCUAAAGAGCUUUUUGUUCAGAUGCCGGAGAAGAAUGUGGUUUCUUGGACCACAAUGAUUAAUGGGUUUUCACAGAAUGGGGACCAUGAAAAGGCUUUAUCAAUGUUUUGGAGGAUGCUGGAGGAGGGCGUGAGGCCUAAUGAUCUAACUGUUGUUUCUGCUCUUUUGGCUUGCACCAAAAUUGGAGCUCUCCAAGUUGGAGAACGAAUCCACAAUUAUCUCUCGAGCAAUGGUUUCCAGUUGAACAGAGGGAUUGGGACUGCUCUGGUUGACAUGUAUGCAAAGUGUGGGAAUAUCAAGUCUGCUAGCCGGGUUUUUGUUGAGACAAAAGGGAAGGACCUUCUUACUUGGAGUGUCAUGAUAUGGGGGUGGGCAAUCCAUGGAUGUUUUGAUCAAGCUCUUCAAUGCUUUGUAAAGAUGAAAUCUGCAGGAAUAAACCCAGAUGAGGUUAUAUUUCUUGCCAUCUUAACUGCGUGUUCUCAUUCCGGGAACGUAGAUCAGGGGCUUAAUUUCUUUGAAAGCAUGAGGCUUGACUACUCCAUUGAGCCUACCAUGAAACAUUAUACAUUAAUUGUAGAUCUGUUAGGCAGGGCAGGCCGGCUGGAUGAAGCUCUAAGUUUCAUUCAGAGCAUGCCGAUAAAUCCUGAUUUUGUGAUAUGGGGAGCACUCUUUUGUGCCUGCAGGGCUCACAAAAACAUUGAAAUGGCAGAACUUACUGCAGAGAAGCUCCUGCAGCUUGAACCUAAGCAUCCUGGAAGCUAUGUUUUUCUGUCAAACGUUUAUGCUGCAGUGGGAAGAUGGGAAGAUGUAGAAAGAGUGAGAACUUUAAUGAAGAAUAGAGGUGUAGAGAAAGAUCCUGGGUGGAGCUAUAUUGAAGUGGAGGGCCAAGUGCAUAGUUUUGUAGCUGGUGAUCAUGCUCAUGUGCGUGCAGAAGAGAUAAGCCUAAAACUAGAGGAGAUAACAGCAAGUGCAAAGCAAGAAGGAUACAUGCCUGAAACUGCAUGGGUACUUCACAAUAUUGAAGAAGAAGAGAAGGAAGAUGCGUUGGGAAGCCAUAGUGAGAAGUUGGCACUUGCCUUUGGGCUCAUUAGUACUGCUCCGGGGUCAACCAUAAGGAUUGUGAAGAACCUGAGAGUCUGUGGGGAUUGCCACUCCAUGAUGAAAUAUGCUAGUAAGCUGAGUCGAAGGGAGAUCGUAUUGAGAGAUAUAAAGCGAUUUCAUCAUUUCAAGGAUGGAUCUUGCUCUUGUGGAGACUACUGGUAAUACAGUAAGCUACCCAGCUUGCUUGUAUAACAUUUUUCUGGUGAAGUUUUGUCAACUCACAUUUUUCAUUUAUAUUUAUCUAACCAUUUGUCAGAUUGACUUAAUAAAGCUAUCUCAAUUAUUUGGGUGUUGGUAA